UUUAGAUGGACCACCUAUUUUAAGAUGGAUGGUUUAUAUCUUGGGGACCACAAAUGUAGAAAUUCGGUCCCCGUCGCAUGAUACAAUGGUCCAGUAAUACUAACCAGGUUAGGUUCAAUGUCUUUUGCUCCAUGGCCAGAGUCGCGCGUAAACGAAUUUGAAAGUUUGAAAGUUGAAACCAUGGCUCCCCACUUAUCAAAAUCAAAAUCCGCUUUCUCGCAAGUCACGGUUAUCUCUCAUCUCUGCUCGCCUCGCCCUUCCUUUAAUGGCCAGACGCCUCACCUCCUCCAAACUCUCUCUCUCUCUCCAAAUCCGCACCCCUCUCUCUCUCUAAACCCACAUUGCUCUACCCAGACUGGGCUCAAAAGUUCCUACUCCCUACCAGAGAGUUGGACCUCAGGAAGCUCUCUUUCACUCUACCACCCCUUCAUCUCUCUCCUCAACACUCCUCUAUCUGCCCACCAAUUCAAAUCCAUCCAUGCCCACUUCAUCCGAACCCACCUCUUCUUCGACACCUUCGCCUCGAGCCGUCUCCUCAAAGCCUCUUUCUAUCACUACCCAUCUCUCGUUUACGCUCUCCGCAUUCUCUCUCUUACCCCAUCUCCUGAUACUUUCACCUGCAACACCCUCAUGAAGGCCUUCUCUCUGUCUCCAACUCCUCAAAAAGCCAUUCAAUUCUAUUUCAGGGCUCUUGGUUCUGGCAUCACUCCUAAUGCCUACACUUUUCCUCUCCUGGCCAAAGCCUGUGCACAUUCUCGCUCUACAACAGACGCCCAAAAAAGCCAUGGCCAAAUUCUUAAACAUGGUUUCAAUUCAAACCUAUAUGUGAACAAUUCUGUUAUAUAUAUGUAUGCUUGUUGCCAUGAAAUUGAAGUUGCUCGCGGAUUGUUCGAUGAGAGUUCUAAACCGGAAUUUUGCAGAGAUUCAGUCACUUGGGGUGUUAUGAUAACUGGGUAUGUUCAAAAUAGCCAUUUUUCAGAGGGUUUAAACUUGUUUAGAGAGAUGAUGGGUGCUAAAAUGGAACCCAAUGAUGCUACAUUGGUUAGUGCUCUCUCUGCAUGUGCUUACCUUUGUGCAUUGGACCAUGGGCAAUGGAUUCAUGCUUUUUUAGAGAGAGAAAGAAGAGAAAGAGAGGGAAUAGAUGUAAUCUUAGGCACAGCUUUGGUUGAUAUGUAUGCUAAGUGCGGAUGCAUAGAUGCAGCUAGAAAGGUUUUUGAUAAAAUGCCUGAGAGAAACUUGGUUUCUUGGACUGCUAUGAUCAAUGGGUUAUCGAACAAUGGGCGUUCUCAUGAAGCCAUAGACGCGUUUCUAGAGAUGGAAAGAGAAAGCAUUGAGCCAAACGACAUUACGUUUGUCGGGGUCCUCUCCGCUUGUGCAAACGCAGGUUUGAAGGAGGCCGGAUUUGAAUAUUUUGAGAAAAUGUACAGGGUUUAUGGGAUCAAGCCAAAGAACGAGCACUACAGCUGCAUGGUAGGGCUGUUAGGGAGGUUGGGCCUACUGAGAGAAGCAGAGGAGUUCAUCAAAACCAUGCCUUUUGAUCCUGAGGCUUCGACUUGGGGUGCCCUGCUUGGUGCUUGUAGGCUCGCUAACGAUGUAGAGCGAGCCAAAUUCGUGGGUUCAAAGCUUUUAGAGCUUGACCCCAGAGAUGGGAGCCGAUAUGUCAUGUUGUCGAACAUUUAUGCAGCUUCCGGGCAAUGGGAAGACAUGGCCGAAUUACGAAAGACAAUGAGAGAGAAGCAAGUGAAAAAGGUGGCUGGCUGUGCUUCCCUCUCCAUCAAUGGCAUAAUUCAUGAGUUUGUGGCCGGUGAUCGGUCGCACCCGAAAACUGAUGAGAUUUACUCGAUGUUAGGAGAGUUAGAGGAGAGAUUGAAAAGAGAGGGCUAUGUUCCUGAUACUAAAAAUGUUUUGCAUUACAUGGGAGAAGAGGAGAGAGAAGGGGAACUGGGACUUCACUGUGAGAGGCUAGCAAUUGCUUAUGGUUUCAUAAGCACUGAGAAUGGGGUGCCUCUUAGGAUUGUAAAGAAUUUGAGAGUUUGUGGGGACUGCCAUUUAGUAACAAAAAUGAUAUCAAAAAUCUAUGACAGGGAAAUUGUUGUUAGGGAUAAGAAUCGUUUUCACCAUUUCAGGGAUGGAUCUUGUUCUUGUUCAGAUUACUGGUGAAAUUAGGUUUAAGGGUUUAAGUGUCACAAAAAUUAGAACAAAAUAGACGUAACCAAAAAUUGAGAUAGAAAACAAAUUGGUUGAAUGUUUGGAAGUUCUAUAUGGACACACUAAGGAUUGUAUAUUAGGAGACCAUUCACUUUUGAUACAAGUAGGUUACAAUCACUUUUAGCUAUUAGAUGUAAAAUCCGACCGAUUGAUGUGUGUUACGAUGUUUAAAAAAUUUUAUUUUGAACUUUGUGUCCAGUCAAGUCAAUGGUGCAACCCCUACUACCCGAUUUCACAUCUGACAGUCAAUAAUAAUGGUAACCUCCUUAUACCAAAAAUAUAUGGUCUUAUUGUAUACAUUUCCUAACAAUAGAACUAUUUAUGUUUAGUACAAAAUCAUCACCAUUACUUCGGCUUUUGGAUGUGAAAUCGAGAUAGCUUGUCAUGUCACCAAGUGCACUCAAAGUAAGAGAAACUUAUUUCGAACUCAGGAAAAAAUGAGAGCCAUCCAAUUUCUCAUUUGAGUGCUAAUGGUGACCCUGCGACUUUUUCGUAUCAAAGAUAAAUAGUCUUAUAUUCUAGAAUCCCUAAUGUGAAUGGGUGGAGUCCUGAAGUGAUGAAAAUAGCUAAUGAGGGCUCUUCUUUGGAUGAGUCAUCCCCGAAGUCUCAUAGUUGGAAGACUGAUAAAGGGAGCAUCUGACUGAGAGUGGGCUGAAGAUCCAACCUGUGAAUGUCAGUUUCGAUGGCUCGUUUGAACUGAUUGUAAAGGCCUUGACUGAUGAUGGUGACCAAAAUGACUAUCAGAAGAAAGGGCAAGAAGAAAUUGUCCCAUGGAAUGGAAAAUCUAGUGAACUGGGCUGAUUUUGACCCCUUAUUGCUGACCCAUUAUGUGUCUUGGAGGGGGGAAGGGUUCAAGUCUGAAUGAAGAUAUUUUGUUGGAACAACAGAAUGCCGAGGAACAUAAAAAGGAGGAGAGUUUUGAGGUUACUAAUUAUAAAAUACAAAAAAAGAAGAAGAAAAAGAAAA
Molecule: messenger RNA, 3174 nt
Organism: Amborella trichopoda
Lineage: Eukaryota; Viridiplantae; Streptophyta; Magnoliopsida; Amborellales; Amborellaceae
Source: RefSeq, a predicted model, not a curated record